CCAAAACCCCACUAACCUAACCAACUAGUUACCAACUGCACCAAAAAGUAAUAGGUACCUAGUCGCUAUCUUCUCAGAGACCCGUCACUUCGCCGCUUCUUUGAAUUCUGGUGAUACAUACCUUUUUACAACACCUCCAUUUACCGAGCAAUUCUUUCCACCCAUCGCACCUUUUAUUUUAGUGAUCAUUUUCUUCAUUGCUAAUAAACUUCUAACAUCAUUCUUCUUUCCUCAACUCUUCCUGCGCUCAUACUCGACAUCUUUUCUAUACCCUCAACUAAUAUUUCUCUCGACGCACACACCUAGAGCGAGGCUUUCUGUGGGUUUAUAGGCGCGUAGCCUGCCUCAUUUCUUCUUUCCCCCGCCACCCCAUUCGAGAUGGCGCCUACGAUCACAGAGCUGGACCUCAUGGUCCAGUCCUUCUACGACGGCCGUGGUGAGCAGCAAAAAGCUGCCCAAACUGCUUUGAACCAGUUCAAAGAAGAUCCCGAUGCCUGGCUUCUUGUCGACAAGAUUCUCUCCGAGUCGAGACAUCCCCAGACGAAAUAUCUUGGGCUCCAAAUACUAGACAAUGUCAUCAUGACGAGAUGGAAGGUGCUGCCCAGAGAACAGUGUUUAGGUAUUCGCAACUUUGUUGUAAACUUCAUUAUCCAAGCUUCUGGCACGGAAGAGUCGCUCAGGUCCCAGCGUACUCUUUUGAACAAGUUGAACCUAGUUCUUGUCUCUAUUCUGAAGCAGGAAUGGCCUCAUAAUUGGCCUACGUUCAUCAACGAGAUCAUCUCCGCUUGUCGAUCGAACUUAUCUAUUUGCGAGAACAACAUGAUCAUUCUUCGACUUCUUUCCGAAGAAGUUUUCGACUACUCCGCCGAGCAAAUGACCUCGGCCAAGACCAGAAACUUGAAGACGACUAUGUGCAACGAAUUCUCGCAGAUCUUCCAACUAUGCCAGGAGAUCCUUACCUCGGCGAAUCAGGCCAGUCUCGUGAAGGCUACUCUCGAGACGUUACUGCGCUUUUGCAACUGGAUUCCGCUAGGCUACAUCUUUGAAACGCCGCUCAUUGAGACUCUGCGAACACGAUUCCUUGAAGUUCAGGAAUUCCGCAACGUCACUCUACAAGUCUUUACUGAGAUUGGAGGCCUGGUGACCGGUGGACCGGGCCAGCCAAACGCAUACAGCGAACAGUUGGUCAAGAUGUUUGUCGAUGUGCUUACGACUAUUGCGGGUAUCAUCCCGUUACAUCUUGACCUCAAGAGCACAUACCCUCAGAGCAACUCCAAAGACCAGGAGUUCCUCCAAGAAUUGGCACUCUUCUUGUGCAACUUCUUUGGUCAGCAUGUUGAUCUGGUUGAGAAUCUCCCCAACCGAGAUUUCCUUACGCACGGUCAUUUCUACUUAAUCCGAAUUUCACAAAUUGAAGAUCGAGAGAUUUUCAAGAUCUGCCUAGAUUAUUGGCUAAAGCUUGUGCAAGAACUCUACGAGGAGAUGCAGACUGCGCCUCUGCAAGAGAUGAACCCGCUCAUGAUGGGCGGUGGCUCCGCCAGUGGAGCAGUGAAUCCGAACUUGCUAUUGAGCUUCCCGCUGCGCAUGCACAAGUAUAAGGAGGUUUUAUCCAAUUUGCGAGUGGUCAUGAUUGAAAAGAUGGUGCGACCUGAAGAAGUACUCAUCGUUGAGAACGAUGAGGGUGAGAUCGUGCGCGAAUUCGUGAAGGAGAGCGACACGGUGCAACUAUAUAAGACCAUUCGUGAAUGUCUCGUCUAUUUGACACAUCUUGACGUCGUUGAUACGGAAACUAUCAUGACCGAGAAACUCCAAAAGCAGGUUGAUGGUACUGAAUGGUCAUGGCACAACUGCAACGUCUUGUGCUGGGCCAUCGGCUCGAUCUCGCUGGCAAUGAACGAGGAAACUGAGAAGCGUUUCCUAGUUACGGUUAUUAAGGACCUGCUUGGCCUCACGGAAAUGAAGCGUGGCAAGGACAACAAGGCCGUUGUGGCCAGUAAUAUCAUGUACAUUGUUGGGCAGUAUCCUCGUUUCCUCAAGGCCCAUUGGAAAUUUCUGAAGACCGUCGUCAAUAAGCUGUUCGAGUUCAUGCAUGAGUCUCACGAAGGUGUCCAGGAUAUGGCGUGCGAUACGUUCAUCAAGAUCGCCAGGCAAUGCAGACGACACUUCGUUGCCUUGCAGCCUAGCGAGAACGAGCCUUUUAUCGAGGAAAUCAUUCGAAAUCUCCAGCGCAUUACAUGCGAUCUCACCCCCCAACAAGUUCACACAUUCUAUGAGGCCUGCGGAUAUAUGGUUGCGGCACAAGGAAACAAGCACCAGCAAGAACGGUUGCUUGCCGAGCUAAUGAAUGCCCCGAAUGCAGCAUGGGAUGAAAUCAUUAGACUGGCUACUCAAGAUCCCCAGAUCCUCCAGGAUUCUGACACAAUUAAGAUUAUCGGGAAUAUCAUGAAGACUAACGUCUCAGCUUGUUCCUCCAUCGGACCUUACUUCGGCCCACAGAUUGGCAGAAUAUACCUAGAUAUGCUACAGAUGUAUCGUGCUACUAGCCAGCUAAUCUCGGAGGCUAUUGCUCGCGAUGGCGAGAUUGCUCCCCGUAUGCCCAAGGUUCGAGGGCUAAGAACGAUCAAGAAGGAGAUUCUCAAGUUGAUUGAGAGCUACGUUGACAAAGCUGAAGACCUACAGGCGAUUCGCCAACAGAUGGUCCCGCAGCUUUUGGACUCGGUGUUGGUAGACUACAAUCGCAAUGUCCCAGGCGCCCGCGAUGCAGAAGUUCUGAAGGCUAUGUCUACUAUUAUCACGAGACUCACGGGCCUCAUGGAAGACCAGGUGCCGAUCAUUAUGCAGAACGUAUUUGAGUGCACUCUGGAAAUGAUCAACAAGGACUUUUCAGAGUUCCCAGAACACCGAGUAGAGUUCUUUAACUUGCUUAGAGCGAUUAACCUACACUGCUUCCCAGCACUCUUGAAGUUGGAUAACCGGCAGUUCAAGUUCGUUAUCGAUGCUUGCAUGUGGGCUAGCAAACAUGACAACCGCGAUGUCGAAGGUGCCGGACUGAACAUGUGCCUGGAACUGGUCACGAAUAUCGCCGAGAAAACCGAUGUACAGACUUCCAACGCAUUUUUCCAGCAAUUUUUCAUCAGCAUCCUGCAAGAUGUGUUCUUCGUAUUGACAGAUCCCGAUCACAAGGCUGGAUUCAAAACGCAAUCGCUAUUGUUAAUGCGCAUGUUCUACUUCGCACUUCCUGCAGAUGGUUCCACACCCAAGAUUCAGGGGCCCGUCUACACCGACCAGGCCCCCGCUGGGACGAGUAACAAGGAAUUCCUGACUGAAUUUGUCGCAGGUCUCCUACGCAAUGCUUUCCCAAAUUUACAGAUUGCGCAGAUUGGUGCAUUUAUUGAAUGCCUCUUCACCCUGAACGCAUCUUAUGAGAAGUUCCGACUUCAAGUCCGAGAUUUCUUAAUCUCUCUUAAGGAGUUCGCCGGGGACAACGCAGAUCUGUACGUUGUGGAGAAGGAGCAAGAGGCUCGUGACAAGCUGACGGCCGACCACGAACGACGAGCAAAGGUGGGAGGCUUACUCAAGCCAUCCGAGAUCGAAGCGGAGGACGACGAAUUGUGACUGCGUCAGGAGUUUAGAAGUGAAUUCGCCCCUCGGACACAACCGACGGAUUCUUCUGGUCCGACCUCGGUCGAUCAUUUCGACGGAUGGGAAGUGUAUGGGCUUUAGGAAACCUCCCCACGACACUCGGGUGAGACCAUGAGGCUCCAACUUUAUACCAUUCCCUCAUGUCUCUUUUAUUGCCUCUUUUCUAUUCUCUUGUACGUGAUACCAAGAUAGAACUGUCGUGGCUAGCAAUUACGGCAUUGCCCAGAUGGCUGUACCGUUUCGUAGCCAGUCAAGGCUAUGUUGCUCAGUUGCACAUUCUCUUUUACCAGGCCCUGAAUCUGGCGAGGAGUCAGCCGAGCAAAGGGGAGACGGUAUUCCUACGAUGGCCAACUAGGUGUAGGGCGAACCGAAAAAGGGAGGUGGAGUGAUGGGUAGGAGGCAUAAAUGAAUGCAUAUAUCUUGUUUCAUGGAAGAGGCUACGUUAAGAGAGAUAUGCGGCUACUAAGGAAAGGGAGGGCUAGUAAUGCGCCAAAUGAGACAAAAAAAGUUGGGGAGAUAGACCAAUUGUUCCGUUUAUAUCCCGGACAUAACUUCUCUUGUUGUUACUGGCUAGGCUCCUAUCUAGGUAGUUAAUGAUAAAUGGACUCGUUUAGUC
This is a messenger RNA of Hypoxylon fragiforme, 4258 nucleotides long. RefSeq names its product CRM1 C terminal-domain-containing protein. Gene Ontology annotation, cellular component: cytoplasm; nucleus. Gene Ontology annotation, biological process: protein export from nucleus; ribosomal large subunit export from nucleus; ribosomal small subunit export from nucleus. The record is from RefSeq and is a predicted model, not a curated record. The transcript has 10 exons. Lineage: Eukaryota; Fungi; Ascomycota; Sordariomycetes; Xylariales; Hypoxylaceae. The coding region runs from base 379 to 3615 and encodes 1078 amino acids. Gene Ontology annotation, molecular function: small GTPase binding; nuclear export signal receptor activity.